Messenger RNA from Stegodyphus dumicola, 8305 nucleotides. Its product is annotated as ras association domain-containing protein 1-like. NCBI's taxonomy places the organism in Eukaryota, Metazoa, Arthropoda, Arachnida, Araneae, Eresidae. The record is from RefSeq and is a predicted model, not a curated record. Gene Ontology annotation, biological process: signal transduction.
AACAUUUCAGACUGCCACUAUACCUGUCAUCAACGCUGCCAACAUUUGGUCACUCUUGACUGUAAAGGAUCUGGUGACACUCAGACUACAGAUCUUAGUAAAAUAAUAGAUGCAACUAUGAAGAAUGAUUCACUUGAAAAAGAAAGAUUAUCUCCAUUAUUUUUUGAACAUUUGGAUGAGGAAGAAUUAAAACGUAGGAUAGAAAGAUAUAACUCCUUGCAUCACAGUUCUGACAUGGUUCUUCAAGAAGAUGGAGAAACACUUCAUGGUUUUAUCCGAGUUCAUAUGAAUCUUACAAGACCAAUUAAUGUUAUUGCUGGUACUCGUCCACCUUCCAUCUAUGAUAUACUAAAAGAAGAAGAUGAUGGUGGCCGUAAAACCUUGACUUCAUUUUAUUUACCCAGGGAUACAGUCAAAGCCUUACAUAUUACUAGUGAGUUCUCUGCUCGAGAAGUGAUAAAUGCUUUGCUGAAAAAAUUUAAAGUUGCUGACAAUUCCCACAAGUUUGCCUUAUAUGAAAGAACCUAUGCUAAAGGUUCAAAUCAAGCUAAACUUCGACGAAUUCAGGAUCAUGAAACUCCUCUUAUGCUUGCAUUAUUAAAUUGUGAUGAAGAUAAGCAAUUUGUAUUGCAAGAAAAUGAAACUGAAGAUAUUGUUUGGGAACAGUUUGCAAUUCCAGAACUACAUAAUUUUUUGAAAAUCCUGGAUUUGGAAGAAGAGGAAUAUCUAAACCAAAUGAAAUUAAAAUAUAGAAUUCUGCAGGAAAAAAUUCAAGAGGCUAUGGACAAGUUCUCACCUUCAAGUAGGUCAUUAGCGAGUUAAAACAGGAAAUUCUGUUGUUAGAUUCUAUUCUGGAAUUAAAAAUGAAGCUUUCUUCUUCCAGAUAUAACCUGUGAUUUCUGCUGAUGUAUAAGACAAUUUUUGCCCAUGUUGACAUGGUCAAUUUUAAUGUGUUUGUGUCCCAAUUUUGUUUUGUUUGAAGUUAUAAUAGAGAAGGAAUAUAUAUUUUAAAUAAAUCCUAGGUAAUAUAUUAUUGUGAAGGCAUUAUUGUGUUAAAAUGGCAGGAGCUGAAUUUUCAAAUGUUUAGAUGGCAUUUACUCUUGACAUUUGAAGCAUAUAUAUUCAUAGUAUCAGGAAUUCCUUACUAUUAAGAUCUUUCCCUGUUGGUCUUUUCACGAAUUUACUUCUAAUCUACAAUUUUAUAUCAAAUGCUACUCAUUAUUGUUAUUAUUAUUUGUUAUUUUGUAUCUCCUCUGGAAAAUUUUUUUAAUGCAGCAUAAAAUUUUGUUAUUUUUAGAAUUGUUAUUUAUGUAAUAGUAAGAUGCAUUUAAUCUGCAUGUGAAAAAAUAAAAUUUGAUAGUAAGCAUGUAAUUUUUAGAGCAAAAUGCAUGUAACAAAUAAUCUUUUAAACAAAUUAUAGAUAAUAAAAGUCUUCUAUGUUAGAAGUGUUCAGAGCACAUGGCAAAACUCCAUCUCGAAUAGCUUGGGGCAUUUUGUUAAAAAAUAUAAUUAAAAAAAUGGGCAUUUGUUAAAAAAUAUAGUGAAAUAUUAUGGCAAUACAAAAUAUUUUUAUUACUUAUGCAUAUGAUAACAAUAAUUAAAAUUGUUAAAUCAUGAGGAAAAAAUACUUGUUUAAUGGAAAGACUGUAAUAUUACUAAAAAUAAUAUAAAAGUAGUAUGAUGUUGUUUAUGUGCAUUGAACAUGAUCAGUAUUCCAGCAAAGUGUGCUACUACAGUGUAAAGACCAAAAUCCAGAUGUCCAAUAUCUGGAAUGAUAUAAUAGCCAAACCUCUGGACAAUUAGCACUUUUUUCUUUUUUUUUGGGGGGGGAUGCUAAGAAUGGAGAAUAUCAGAUGUUAGAAAAAGCAGGUAUGCUGCUUCUUCAGACUAACUGAAAUUCCUGCCUGUUUGUUUUUAAGCACUUGCUGAGAAUCACACUGUAACGAAUGGCAAUAUUAAUGUUAGUCAUGACCACAUUUUCAGCCCUUUAGGAGGGGUUAGCACAUUUCUCCCUGACCUAAACAAGCAGAAAAGCUCCAAAACAUAUUUAUUAGGAGUGCAGUAUUGUUCAUACUAGUUUCUGUUGUUAACAUUGCAACAGGGGAAGAGAAAGAAUUAGGUCCAGAGGAAUUUUAUAUCAGUUUAAUGUAGCAAAUUGUACUCUUCCCUUAACUUUCUUCUAGAAAUAUUUUAAUAUAAAAUCUGAUUUGCCGGGUAUUGCAAGAUCAUGAGAGAAUGUGUCGGCAGAUAUGUUUUUAAAAUGCUUGGCCUAAUUUAAUGCUACCAAAUUUCACGAUGAUGACAAAAACCGCAGAAUCUGAAGUUUUUUUAGAUGUCACAGAAAUAAGUGAAAUUUUCUGAUUGAUGGACAGUUAGGAGGAAAGCCAAAUGAGGAUGAUAUAUCUAAAGUCUUACAGUCCAAUGGUAAUGUCAAAAUCAUCAAUCAAUUAAUAGAAUGGUAAAUAUUUUUAGUAUGAUUUUAAAUAUGAAUACAUUAGUAAAAUAAAUCUAUUUUGCCUUCAAGUGACAUUUUAAUUUCUUGUGGUAGUGGUUCAGAAAGAAAUCUUUCUUCUUUUGAAGAAAGAAAUUUCCUGUUAUUUUAUUAGAUUUUAUAGAAAGGAUGUGGAUGCUGGUCAGAUCUCAGCCAUUGUAACUUUGUGACUACUAUACUGUUAAGUAGGAUGCAGCAUCUUAAAUUUACAAUACUUUUAGAUAGUGCAUUUUAGUUAUAAUCAGGUCUUGUUACUAACUGUGGAAUUGUAAUGAGGGAAAAAGAGAGAGAGAUGUAUUAUCUGUCUAAAUGGAGUAUUAUUAUUUAGUAUAAAAUUUGUUAUAAGUUAGUCAUGUAUGAAAACUUAUUCUGACGCAUAUUCACAUGUAUAUUUAAUGCAAUUUUCAAGAAAAAUGGCAUUAUACCUUUGUGCUUUGAACCCUUCAUAUCUUAUAUUUGUUUGCUAAUCAAUGUACAUUUAAUUCAUUUUGAGUAGGGCUCAGAUUUUUAGUUGUUGUACCUACAACAAAAUAAUGUAAUGAUAUUUUGAAUAUACAUUAGCUUUGAUAUUUUGAAUAUACAUUUAAUUUUUUUAAGAAGGGCCAAGAUUUUUAGUUGUACUUGCAACAAAAUAAUGUUGAAGUUUUGAUAGAUGGUAUUUGACAAAUUACAUAUUAUAAUCCAAAAUCUUUCAAAUGCACUUUUUUUUCUUUGUUUUGCACUUAUUCCUUCCAUUUGGCAUUUGCCCCUGAAAACAUAGUUUUCAUGACUAUUGUUAAUCUUACUUUAGUACCUGGCUCUGCAAUAAUCCCAUGAAUGCAAAUGGGAAACUGAAUUUUUCUCUGAAGAUGUUAAAACUUUGUUACCCUGUGAUCAUUUGCAUAUGUGAUACACAUUAAUACAUACAUAAAUUUCAGCAAUGAUAUCAACAAGAGUAGCUCAGCUGCAGAAAAGAAGUUAAAAAAAAAAAAAAAAAAAAAAGCGUACGGAAUCCUGUUUUAUGAUAAAAGUUGUUUGUGUUUCAUCUUUUAACCGUUAGGCAUGGAUUGGAGGGAAACUACUGGUGGCUGAACAGUGUUGGAUAUUCAAAAAAGACUAAAAACAAACUUGAUAGAUUUGAACUUCAUAGCUUGAAGCAUAAUUUAACCAAAUAUCAUAAAUCCACCAACAGUUAUUAGUGAUGGUGGAUUACCAUUACAGAAUAUAUUUUUGUCAACUUUUCUUUCUAUUUAAAUAUAUAUGUGGAUAUAGAAAAGUCUGCAAAAUUUCUAGUUGAUUAAUUAUUCAAGCUGUGAGCGUAUCAACAUGGAAUGGUAUGAUUAGAAUUCAUCCUCUUUUUUUGAAGAGAGAUGUAAGUGAAGUCAAAAGUUCCAUAUGUAAAUAUUAAAUAUGUAACCAAUAAACCAUUCACAAUAUUGUUUUAUAAUGUUUAGAACAAGCAAAAUAAAUAAAUAAAAAUAAAGUAAUAACUGAUGAAAUUGUACCUAAACGUGCAGCUAUUUUUAGUAUUCCCCCCCUUUUUCUCGUAACACUUUGGGUAACCUGAAUGUUUUUAUUUGGUCAUAAAAUAUUUUGUCACUUGGUAUAUUUUGUUUUUUGCAUUUUCUUUAAUGAUCUAAAUAUUUCAUCAAUGAGUGGAAGAUUUUGAGCAUAAAAAAUAAAAUAAGUAAUUAUGAAAAGAAUAAAUAUUAUUUAAAUAUAGCUCUUCGUGAGCAGAUCCGAAAAGCCAUGCCACUGAGGUUGUUAGUUACUAAAAUUUUGCCUCUAAAGUUCUUGGCCUUACUUAUAAGAACACAGCAAAGUACUGAAAUGUAAUUUAAAAUUCUGUAUAAAACUCUGUCAUUAGCAUUAGAAUAUAUGCAGAAAUGAAAGGCAUAGUAAUUCAUGACUAGAAAUAUUGUUAUGGACUUCUGUUCACAUGACACAAAACGUCUUUCUCCCCUUUUUGUUUGUUGAUGAUAGCAGUAUUUAAUGAUCAUUGUAUGAUUAUUCCAAUAAACAAAUAUGUACUGCAUUAUCAAUUAAAAUUGGAGAGCAUUAUUAAAUGCCAUUUGCAUAAAUACAAUCUUGAGACUUUCUUUCAAAAGGCAGUUUUAAUGUACUGAGUGUGAUUAAGCAUUGCAAAGCUGGUGUAGUAAUUUUCUUUUAAACUAUUAGUAAACUAACCAAAUAUCUUAUAUAAAUAUGUUUGUUAAAAAAUUGAUGAGCUGGUCCCGUUGAAGAUGAACAUAGUAACCUUAAAACUGAAUUGGAGGAUAUUUUGGAAAACAUAGUAUUCAAGAAUUGUAUUUCAUUCAUUUUUUCAGAUUCAAAAUGCUACUAUCCACAGACAUGCAGAAUGGCAUGGCCAUACAUCAUGCAUUUUACUUCAACAUCAUAAAAAAAUGAGUGUUCAAACUAAUGUGAUAUUUAUACAUGAAGAGUGUAUGUAGAAGUUUAAAAGUAUUAAAACAGCAAUAAAACUUUAUCAAUUUGAAGAGAUACAGGUCUCUCUUCUUCAGAAGCAAAAUUUGACUGAAUUGUUUUGCCCCUGAAGAAAAGGGAUCUGUAUCUGAUCACUGUCAAAAUUGAUCAAGUUUUAUUCAAAAUCUAUCCCAAAACAAGUUUGCUGUGACGCCUAGCUAUACAUUUUACAUUGUUGUGUUUUUCUUCUAAUAUAUAGCAGUUUUUUUUUUUUUUUUUUUUUUUUAACAGUCCUAAACAGAAGUAAAUGUCUGCAUGCAAAUAAUAAGGCCUUUUAUGACCAGAGUUUUUUUAUUUUUUUUUUAUUUUUUAUUGGCCUUUAUUACAGAAUCAGUUGAGCAUAAUUAUUGGUACAUGCAAUUUAAGGUUGUAAAAAGCUCAGCUUUGCUGGUUGUUGCUUCCCAUCUUUUGAUGUCAUGUAUUUGUGACUGGAAACAAAUAAUUUCUGGAUAAUAAGAUUUUAGCCAACUUCAAAGUAUUUUGGUUAAAUUCAGUUUCUGGAGUAGCUUAACUUGUCAUUGUGAAUACAUAAGAUCAGAUUUAACAAUUUGUUUCUUGUUUUUUGUUCUAUAAAAUGCUGAUAAUUUGUUAUUGUUAGACUAAUAUAAGCUGAGUAAUUAAAUUAUAACACAAAAGGACUAUAAAAGAGUAAUAUCAUGUUUACAUUUAUUUGAUUUUUGGUAAGAUAAUCAAAUAUUAGUUAUUUAUAUUACAUUUUGUAUUCUUAGUGGCAAGAAACAUUGUUGCAUGAAUGUUUUUCAUAGUGCAAAAUAUGCAUGUACUUUUCUCCCUGUCAAAGAUCCACCAAAGCAUUUUCCGUCCUAAGUAAAACAAUUAUUAUAAGUUACAUGCCAGUUUAUCAAACAAACUUUUCUAUUACAUACAUGUAAAUCAUGUAGGAAAUACGAGAGAUAAUUUUGUACAGAAUAACUUUUGUACAGAAUACAGAAAAUCAUGCAGUGUAUAAUCCACUGUAAAAAACUGAUGUUAUUAUGCCUUAUUUACAUAAUUACUGGCGCAUUCCUGAGCAGUACUUAUGUAACAUCUUUGCUUUGCAUAUAUUCUUUUUGCGUUUAAAAUACAUUUCUUAAAAUUUUUUUUUAUUUUGGUAUGACUCUUUUUAAGUGCUCGCUGAUUAUUAUAAAUUUUGCUUAAACCUUUUCUGUUUUACAAACCAUUUAUUUCAACAUGAAUACUGAUUCAGUUUGGAGUAAUUAUUGUGAAUGAUUUUGAUAUUCCUACUGAAUGAAAAAAAAAUUCAUAGAGUUUUUAAGGUAUAAUAUUUGUUUUUUAGAGAAUUUUUGUCCUUAAUUUUUUUAACAGUUGUAAAAGAGAUUGUUAUCAUUGUUGUAAAAGAGAUUGUUAUCAUUAAAGAACAGUAUAAAACUUUUGGUAAUUAGGUAUAUAUGGGAUUAAAAUCAGAAAUUUCAGAUAUUCUACAGUGGAUACAUAUAUUAUCAGAAUGAUUGAUAUAGCAAGAGGGAUCCUUAUAUUAUUUUUUAAUUAAAAGUGUUUGUGUUGGGAAAAAUUAUAUGGGAUUUUUGAAAUCAUAUAACAUUGCUACUUAAUGUACAGUUUGUGUAUAUGUUGUAUAGAAAUGUAGUAAUAAGAAAUUAAUAUUCUACAAAAUAUGCUUCAAUUUUUUUCCAUAAAUAUUCACAGGAAAUUGGUAUCUUGAAGCAUAAAAUAUUUCUAUGAGUCAGUAUUAUUUUGAUUUUUGGAAUUGUUUUUAUUAAACUGUGUAAAUAUUUUAUUUAAAAAUUUAUCAGUGAAAAUUGUGGUUAUGGCAACUAUAUUUAAUUAUAAAAGUAUUUAUUAUUUAUUUUUUAGCCCUUUAUUAAUUUUAUGUUGGAUUUGAACAUAUUUUUAUAUUAUUUAACUAUUUUUUUUGCCGGUGAAAAUUGUGAUUUAAGUUGAUUCCUAUUGUCUGCAAAUAAAUUGCUUUUGUGCAACAAUACUAAUUUUUUUAAUUAUUAUAUUUAGAACUCAUAAUUGGACUUUGUGAUCUUUUAUGUCUAUAUAAUAAGGAAAUUGAAUCAUAUAUUAAAAUUGGAAUUCAUACUUUAUUAUAAAUAAAGAGCUUCAUCCUUAAUGACAUGAUUUAAAAAAUUAGAAAUUUUUAUAUUCUUGUAUAUUUAUUGAAUUAUAUACUAAGCUUUGUAGCUUUUUUUUUUUUUUUAAUUAUUGUAGGAUGUCCAUUAAUUUUCUGUAGGUUUUGAAAACAAUGCUGCUUAGAGAAUUUGUUUGCUGUAACUUGUAAUUUUUUAUCAUAUAUAUAAAAGUUAAGGAAAAGCUAUCAUAGUACAUCUUUUUAAAUACCAAAAAAGUAUGGGUUUAAAAAGAGCAUUUUUAAAGAAAAUGUUAUGAAAUCUUAUGCUUAGGCCAAAAUCUUGUGAUUUCAGCAAAUAGCAAUGGGAAAUGCCUUUUUUAACCAGAAGUCUGUUUAAAUAAAAAUUAUAAAUUCAUUUGUUUUUCAAAUUUUGAAAUGUUAGCAAAGACUAUGCCAUAUUCAUCUGAAAGAAAGUGUUGAGAAAGUAUGUCUUUGUUAAAAAUGGUCACUUUGUUUAGUCAUCAAAACUGGCAAACUUAAUUAUCCAGUCAGUAAUAUGGCAGGUUUAGUAAGGAAAUACAAUUAAGAGUUCUAAUUGCAUUGAUGUGAUUCACUUCUGAAUUCUGUCCUGUCAUAAUUUUGGUAUACUAUACAAUUACUUGACCUGCAUCAUAUGGCAAGAUUUGAAAAUUAUUAUUGUUUUAUUUAGCUACAUAGAACUUGAGUAUGCCCUCUGAGUAGGCCUCGAUAAAAAUUUAUUUUAACUGAUGUUUAAGCUCCUAUAUAAACAUGUAAUUAUGUUGUAAAAGUUUCAGAAAUCAAAACCAGAUUUCAUUCGCUGUAUUUCUUUGUAUUUUCUCAAUUUCAAAGAUGAAAUCACAAGUAUAAAUAUUGUGUCUAACAGAUAAGAAUUUUUUAAUGCUACAGAGCAAAAAUGGAACUGAAUUUAGGUUGGUUAGAAAACAAAGAUUUAAUUAGCAUUAUAAGAAAUAUAAUUCUAUACAAAAACAUAGCAGACUGAAAAGGGCAGCAUGCUAAUUUAUUAUAACUUUUUCAAAGGAAUUUUAGCUAUUAGAAGAAUAUGAAAUUACAAGCUACAACAAACAUCAGAUUCUGUAUAUGUAUGGGCAUCCUAGAAAAUUAAUAUUAGAUAGGAUUUAGGGUGCAAUACUUUCUUGUCAUUUUUAUAAUAUUUUAUUAUGUGCACACUGUAUAUUUUCAUUGGAGAGAAAGUUAAAAUUAUUUUCCAUUUAUAUUAUUUAUUGAAUUUUUUAUUAGAAUAAAAAUUUAUUACUUUGGAA